AAAGCUUUCACUCAACGACGAUGGGCCUCUAUCUCCUCGAUUACGGUGCAGGAAACGUUCAGAGUCUAGCAAAUUCUCUCAAGAAGCUUGGUCACCCAUUUCGAUGGAUAUCGAAUCCAUCGGACUUCCGUGAGGCUACUUCCCUCAUUUUCCCCGGCGUUGGUGCCUUUGGCACUGCUGUUGAGAAUCUCAGAUCUAAAGGUCUACUUGAGCCUCUCAGAGAAUAUAUUCAAUCCGGGAAGCCCUACUUUGGUAUAUGUAUUGGCAUGCAAGUCCUGUUCGAAGCGUCCUCGGAGUCACCCUCUCUCGGUAUGGGGAUCAUACUGUCUACAGUAGAAAGAUUAAAGGAUGAAGACAAAGCCGUCCCUCACAUGGGUUGGAAUGCUGCCAGUCCUGUGCCGCAGAAACAUGGCGAAUCUGCGUAUUACUAUUUCGUUCAUUCGUAUUGCGCCAAAUACGAUCCCGAAAAUUAUCCAGACGCAGCGAAAUGGGCACAUACAACAACACAAUAUGGCAAGGAGAUAUUCAUCUCCACCGUAAGGAGAAGCAACGUUUUCGGUUGCCAGUUCCAUCCAGAAAAAUCAGGCGCUGCAGGUCUCGAUCUCAUUGAUCGAUGGCUGCGUACAUCAGAUUCAGAGUAUGUAUCUAGUCCGUCGUCUGCUUUUUCGCCACCAUCAAUCCAACCAAAGCCGAGGGAUAGCCUAACCAAACGCAUCAUUGCCUGCAUGGACGUGCGGACCAAUGAUGAAGGGGAUCUUGUCGUUACGAAAGGGGACCAGUAUGAUGUACGUGAAAAGACGUCAACCACUGCAGGCGGAAAAGUCAAAAUAGCAGGUGCUAUCCGCAAUCUCGGGAAACCCGUGGCACUUGCAUCUACAUACUACACCGCAGGUGCCGACGAGUUGUGCCUGUUGAACAUCACAUCUUUCCGCCACUCCCCCCUUAUCGAUCAACCUAUGCUUGCUGUCGUUCGUGCAGCUGCAGAACGUGUUUUCGUUCCCCUCACUAUUGGUGGUGGAAUCAAAGACACUGUAGACCCUGAUGGUACGAAGCACACUGCCCUCGAAGUUGCUUCGGAGUAUUUUCGUGCUGGGGCAGAUAAAGUGAGCAUAGGUUCGGAAGCUGUCUAUGCCGUCGAAAGGCUUUUGGCAUCGUCCGAUCCCAGCAAGGGAGACGGAACCAGUGCCAUUGAAACUAUCGCCCGUGCAUAUGGUCGUCAAGCUGUUGUGGUCUCUAUCGACCCGAAAAGGGUAUAUGUCGACGAUCCCGGUACAUACGACGGGCGUGGCAAAGAUGAACUCGUUUACGGUAAAGACUCUCCUAUCGAAACCGAGAGAUGUAAGAGUUGGUGGUACACGUGCACCAUAUCGGGUGGCCGGGAGAUGAGGAACAUCUCCGUCUGCGAAUUGGCUCGUGGGGUCGAGAUACUAGGGGCAGGAGAGUUGUUGGUGAACAGUAUCGACCGAGACGGAACUGGAUUGGGUUUCGAUCUAGACCUUUUAAAGCUUGUGCGAGGCUGCGUUAAAAUACCAGUUGUGGCAAGCAGUGGGGCGGGCAGGGCCGACCACUUUUUAACUGUUUUCAGGGAAACAGGUGUUGAAGCAGCGCUGGCUGCUGGUAUCUUUCACCGAAAAGAAGUAGGCAUCGAUGAACUCAAGCGGUACUUAAAGGACGGAGAGAUACAGGUGAGGACCCGUGUGGGGUGA
Marasmius oreades (fairy-ring Marasmius) is the source of this 1706-nucleotide messenger RNA. RefSeq lists its product as uncharacterized. The record is from RefSeq and is a predicted model, not a curated record. Lineage: Eukaryota; Fungi; Basidiomycota; Agaricomycetes; Agaricales; Marasmiaceae. The transcript is spliced from 2 exons. Gene Ontology annotation, biological process: L-histidine biosynthetic process. Gene Ontology annotation, molecular function: imidazoleglycerol-phosphate synthase activity. Bases 21 to 1706 code for a protein of 561 amino acids.